Messenger RNA from Parastagonospora nodorum SN15, 1008 nucleotides. RefSeq lists its product as hypothetical. The transcript has a single exon. The coding region runs from base 1 to 1008 and encodes 335 amino acids. Gene Ontology annotation, molecular function: pectinesterase activity. Gene Ontology annotation, biological process: cell wall modification. The record is from RefSeq and is a predicted model, not a curated record. Lineage: Eukaryota; Fungi; Ascomycota; Dothideomycetes; Pleosporales; Phaeosphaeriaceae.
AUGCUUUCCCUUCUCAUUGUCCUUGCCCUAGCAGUGGCCACUGUAGCUGCACCUCCCCCUCCCGUUUCACGCGCAGGAAGACCCUCGGCUCCCCCGGGUUGUCUUGCGGUAGGGAGUUCCAGCCAAUACAAGACGGUACAAUCUGCUGUCAACGCGUUGAGCACGACUAGUACCACAGCUCAGUGCAUCUUCAUCGCCAAAGGCACGUACAAAGAGCAGGUAUACGUGCAGGCACUUAAAUCCCCGUUGACCAUCUACGGCGAGACUACGGACACCUCCAGCUUCUCAGCAAACACGGUAACCAUCACGCAAGGCAAGAGCCAGGAUGACACGCCAACCAAUGACGAAACCGCCACUCUCCGCGCUCACACGGCGAAUUUGAAGGUCUACAACAUCAACCUAGUCAACACCCGUGGUUCCGGCUCACAGGCCUUAGCCUUGAGUGCCUACAGUGGCAAGCAAGGCUACUAUGGUUGUCAGUUCAAAGGCUUCCAAGACACCAUUCUUGCGCAGGAGGGUACUCAAGUCUACGCAAAGUCCUACAUUGAAGGUGCGACGGAUUUCAUCUUCGGUCAAAAGGGGCAGGCAUGGUUCCAUGCUGUGGACAUCCGCGUUCUUACCGCCUCAGUCGGCUAUAUUACGGCCAACGGCCGUGAGUCGGCUACGAACCCAUCAUACUACGUCAUCAACAAGUCGACCAUUUCUGCUGCUAGCGGAAACAACGUGAAGGCCGGUACAUACUUUCUUGGUCGCCCAUGGAGAAACUUUUCGCGCGUUGUGUUCCAGAACACAAGCAUGACGAAUGUGAUUAAUAGCGCCGGCUGGACGAUAUGGAAUACGGGAGACCCGCGCACUGACAAUGUAGAGUAUGGCGAGUUCGGCAACACGGGCGACGGUUCGAAGGGCACAAGGGCAAGCUUCUCAAAGAAGCUCAGCAAAGCAGUUGCUAUCGAGACUGUCCUGGGGAGUGACUAUAAGAGCUGGGUUGACACGGCCUAUGUCUCUUAG